GAUAUGAGAUCCGUUUAAAGGAAUGUGUAGGACCUGUCUGAAAUGACACAGCUUCUGUGUGGGCAGUGGCACUGUCACGGCUAAGGACGAGUCUAGCCAGGCUAGGUCUAAUAUUGGAAACAUAAUUACAAACGCACAGCCCCACCUUGAGCUGUAAAUAGACAAACAGAGUCAAAUUGGGAUAUGACUUGGAGCAUGGUUUCUCUGUGGGAAUUUUUAAAUUAUGAUUCAUUGGGAGUUGUUGGUAAUGAAAGAGGAUUUAUAACCUUGCUAUAGUACUAAAUCAAAUGGGUUAAAGCCAUUUCAUAUGACUUGAUUUUCAAACAAGGUAGGCCAAUUGAAAUAGGUGUACAAAUGAUUACAAUAGACUUUAUGUCAUGGCUAUUAGCGAUAAGGCCAAAUAAUCAAUGUCUAUCUGCUGAAAGUUGUGAGAAAAAAAAAUCGGACUUUCAGGAAGUUCUCAGUUAAUUAAGGGUCAUGACAGCCGCUAUGUUCAGAUGAGAGAGGAGGGGCGCUGUGAGCUGAGUCUAUGUGAAUAGUGUGUACAGUAAGGUCACCAUGCAUUAGACAUGAAAUAACACAUAUUAUAUAUUUUGGAAAUGUGACUGAAGUCGUUUUGUUUCUUGACAAGUUUAAUAAUAUAAUAACUGUUAAUGCUUCUAUGUGUACGUGGUUGAGUGUCAAAUGUUUUAGGGUAAAGAAUGAAAUUACUUUUUGUGGAGGAAAUAUGGUACGCAGAAGAGAUGAUCAAUUAAUUAAAGUUGCAAUGUAGGCUGUGUGUCACGUUCUGACCAUAGUUCUUUUGUGUUUUCCUUGCUUUAGUGUUGGUCAGGACGUGAGCUGAGUGGGCAUUCUAUGUUGUGUGUCUAGUUUGUCUAUUUCUAUGUUUGGCCUGAUAUGGUUCUCAAUCAGAGGCAGGUGUUAGUCAUUGUCUCUGAUUGGGAACCAUAUUUAGGUAGCCUGUUUUGUGUUGGGUUUUGUGGGUGGUUGUUCCCUGUCUUUGUGUUUUAUGCACAAGAUAGGGCUGUUUUGGGUUUUGCCACGUUUGUUCAUGGUGUGGCUCUUAUUAAAGAACCAUGAACUUCAACCACUCUGAGUUUUGGUCCUCCUCUCCUUCCCAGGAAGAAACCCUGUGGGAGAUGUUAUUUGUAACUCAAAUUGCCCUGUCAAAAGAAAUAUAAUAAUCGAAGAGCGGUUAAGCAAUUUUGGCUGUUGGGUAUCGAGCAUAUGUUCCAACUUUACCUUUCUCAAGUUGUUCUACAGGUACAACCAACAACGUUAUUUCAUGGCAGAGAAAUCGAUAUCACUUUGCUUUCAGGCAAUCUUGAACACGAAAUUCCUCGCAAUGGUUUCAUUUGAAGCAAAAUGACAACAUCUCAGUUCACUCCGACUUUUGUUUUAUCAGGGAGAUCCUACUGAAAUCAUAAUUGGGCCUUGCCAUACGUUGGCAUUUGAAUAUUAAGAGCUUGAGAGGACAUUUAGUUAUUGACUUAGCCUUGUUCUGUUCAAUGUUCUCUACCUAUAUAGUACUCUAAAUACGCCAAUUUAAUGUUAAGUUAAAUAAUACAAGAUUUUAAAAAAUGGCUCACACUAUUCAAACCAAUGAGGUUUCGGGAACGUUAAAGUCAAUAAUCUCAGAGUCAUCUUUUUGCAGAUAGAACCUUAUAUUCCCAAACUUUCGAUAUGAUAGAUCCAAUAACUUCGUCCAAAUGUAUCUGGAUGAAUGAGCCAGCACGUUAACUGACGAAGGCUCUUGUAAGGGAUACCUCAUGUCCGCAUCUGCAGGCUGCUACAUGGAGUGCGUCAUUAACGGGAUAUCAUCGCCGGUGAGCUCUGAUGAGAGGAGGUACCGCAGGAUCCGUUUACAUCGCCAUGAGCCUUGUUGCAUGGGCCAUGAGGAAGGGAGGGUUGGGGGCUUAAAAGUUACAAAUAGUCUAAAUAUUCCACAUUAUAGCCUAGUCAAGGGAAAGUUCCAGUAAGUUUAUACCCAUUUUAACUCGUCAACCACGGUAAAAUAUAAACCAAAUACGAUCAUGUCAUCUGAUUCUGAACCAACGCAAAUGUCACCUGCCAUUAUAGGAAAUAAAUAUGUGUUCUCUAAAUGAUAUUUUAGAAAAUAUAUUAAGUUGUGGUUUACAAUCACAAACGGAGAACGUGGGGGGGCAGUGGUCCCUUUCGCCACCUGCCUCACAUGCUCACAAAACCUUGUAAACGCGCACGCGCCUUUUCAACCAAUGGUGUUCAAAUCUUUCCGGAGAUAAAAUAGGCGGUGUGGACGGAGAGGAUGUCAUCACAAGUGACCAGGGACCUUGAGAGUCACGCAGCGAAUAGUAACCAUGCCGAGGUCAUUUUUGGUGAAGAGUAAACGGGCACAUAGCUACCACCAACCCCGAUACCUGGAUGAGCGCAAACCGCAGGUUGAGGGGAGCUGUGACGCGCAGGAUGCUCAUAACCAUGGCAAGCGCUCCCCCGAGUCCUAUCUAGUGCGCACGGCUGACCUGUUAUCCACCUCCCCGCUGAGCCACGAGGGCAACGUGUGCGACCGCUCGCCGGACUAUGACUACUACUGGCGCCCUCCAUCUCCAUCUGCAUCACAAGAUUCGGAACAAUGUUUCACUCCGUCAGUAGACAACGCUCAACCUUUCGCCAUUCCAUUCCGCCCUUAUGCAUGGACUACCUACUCUGGUUCCAAGCUCGGGCACCUUGUGCAGCGAACAUACCAACAGAAUCUCUCCACAACUCUGGAGCCUGACACACAGAUGGUUAUCGAUGGAUCCGAGGAUGGUGCCUCCAACUCCCCCAUUUACGCACAGCGGGGCCCGCACACAGGAUUUUACCGGGACUUUGGGUCUACGGUGUUCCCUACCUAUAAAAUGUGGGACGCCGACCAAUUAUACUCGGACCUCAAGGUCUCUCAAAUCAAGUCUGAAUCCGAUCUCAUCUGUUCCCGUAUAGAGCCAAGCAGAUCGUACAAAUGCAUUAAGUGUUGCAAGGUCUUCUCGACACCGCACGGGUUGGAAGUUCACGUCCGUCGGUCGCACAGCGGAGCACGACCCUUCACCUGUGGAAUGUGUUGGAAAACAUUUGGGCACGCAGUGAGCUUGGAACAACAUAAAGCCGUUCACUCACAGGAGAGGAGCUUCGACUGCAAAAUCUGUUGCAAAAGCUUCAAGCGAUCGUCCACGCUGUCCACGCACCUGCUCAUCCACUCGGACACGCGCCCCUACCCAUGUCAGUACUGCGGUAAGAGAUUCCAUCAGAAGUCGGACAUGAAGAAACACACCUUCAUCCAUACAGGUGAGAAACCGCACAAGUGCCAGGUAUGCGGGAAGGCCUUCAGUCAGAGCUCCAACCUCAUCACGCACAGCCGCAAGCACACGGGCUAUAAACCGUUCUGCUGCGACCUCUGCGUCAAGGGAUUCCAACGGAAAGUGGAUCUGAGGAGGCACAAAGACACACAACAUGGAUUUAAAUGAAAAACCGCGAACAGCAAAAAUUGUGCCUGGAGGAUUGAGAAGAAAAUAGGCUAAUAAUGGAAGUAAAUAUGUCAAAUUUCAGAGGAAGGAUUAACGAAUUAAUUUUAAUAGUAUAUGCAAUUGUCAAUUUCAAAAUACAUUUAUGCAAUACUAGUAUUGUUAUAGGCCAAAUUGUCUUUAACAUUUUACACAACACAAAAUACAUGAUUUAGAAGUGUUGGUUGUGAUGCCCAACCAGGCAUAUUUAUAUUUGUGCUUAAUCUUGUUUUUUUUCCCUGGCAGAAAACGAUUAAAUGCAAUACUACUCAGCAAUUUCAUGCUUAGUAGGCUAUUUGUGAAAAUGCCAUAUUAAUCAAUGCCCAUUCUAUUCCAGCUUAAAUUAUAACUGUCACACUAAUUUGUAAUGUGUAACAAAAUCCAAUAUACAUUUUUAAUGGCCCCUUAUCUUCUGUAAAACAUAAGGCUUGAAGUUCAAAAGUGCAGGAAUCUAAACCAAACAUGCUAAAAAUAUAUUCUUAAUGAAUAGUAGGCCUGUCAGUGAGUUGAAUGAAGGUGGUGCAGUGGAAUUGUCAAUUGUUUAAACCUUCUGUAUCAACACUUUCUUGAAAUGAGCAAGGGGGAAACAAAUGAACUCACACCAACAAAAUGAACAUAUUUUACUCAAGGCCUACAAGCAAAAUGCUUCAGAACUACUAGGCUAUAUCUGUAUGACCUAAACUGUUUGAAUCAAAUAAAAUGAUUCACGUUCAUUUCCCAUUCGUGCGCGCUACCUGGUCCAAACCAAAUAUUAUCAGACACCCGCUUUAACACACUUGGAACAAAUGAGAUGACACUGCCAGGAAGUUGGGAGAAACAGCAUCACUUUUAUUGCACCAUCCUCUUACAGUUAGGCAACAUAGUCAACAACACAUGACGUUUUUAGACAAAGUGUAAAACCUGAGUGAUUUUAUUUGGCUGUAUAGAGGCACAGGGUUAAACAUUGGAGGCUUGUAAACUUUAAAGAUUUGAUUUAGACAUUUACAGCAUCAGAUUCACUGUAUCAAUAGAUUCACUCAACUAUGCACUAGUGUAAGAAUUUAUGUUUGAAAACAAGCCUCGUCAGUGAUACAGUAUGCCUACACGGUCUUCAUUUCAGGGAACUACAACAACAUCAAGCACUGUACAUUGCCCGAGAGAAGACGAAAGUAAUUAUUUUACUCUUAAUUCUCAAUAACAGAACACAAUCAAUCAACAAAUGAAAAAGCAACCAAAAUAAAUAAAAAGGAUAACCGGACUGACGUCUCCCUUCCCCCGCAGUUCUUAUAAUAGGGGACAAUGUUGUCCAGAAGAAGAAUAGACUUUCAUUGAUUUGUCUGCCGUUUUUCUGUGUGCUCGUGUGGACAGAGCUCUGCGGUUCUGAGUAGCUGGACCAGGCUCUGCAGGUCCCGGUCCAGCAGUGGGAGCUCCUGCAUCAGAGUAGAGAGGUAAUCGACUGAGGCCGGCCUCUCCAGGGCCUCCCGCACCACUGGGGACACCUCUGAUAA
Molecule: messenger RNA, 4999 nt
Organism: Oncorhynchus nerka (sockeye salmon)
Lineage: Eukaryota; Metazoa; Chordata; Actinopteri; Salmoniformes; Salmonidae
Product: zinc finger protein Gfi-1-like
Exons: 6
Coding region: 2337-3476 (379 amino acids)
Biological process (GO): regulation of transcription by RNA polymerase II
Cellular component (GO): nucleus
Molecular function (GO): DNA-binding transcription factor activity, RNA polymerase II-specific
Source: RefSeq, a predicted model, not a curated record